AUGGCGCCCAAGAAAAACAAGCCAUCUAAGCCAUCCAAGGCGCCCAAGACAACCAAGGCGCCCAAAACAACCAAGCCCAAAGCAAGCACUUCCAAAGCCAAAGCCAAAGCCAAAGUUCCAGCCGAGGAAGAGGAAGAGGAAGAUGAAUCUGAACAGAAGAGUCUGGAACAGCACAUUGCAACCGAAGCGCAGAUGAAGAGAGCACGAGACAAGGGCAUCAAAGGCGUAUACGUUAUUGAACCCACAGCUUCCGCGUUCGACACUCCAAGCCAACAAACCGUGGGAUACCUGCACCUUGACAACACUCUGGAUUAUUGGGAGUUGAUGGAGGAAGGACAGGAGAUUUUCGACUCCCUGGAGAUCUUCCAGACGGACAACCGUCAAUUUGGAUUUCAUUGCUCGAUAAACGUCAAGGGCUCAAGUGCAGCCGAGGACGCUGCAAAGGAUGAUACUCAGGAUGGAACUUCACCACCCACGCACACCGUUCAAGUCAGGGUUAAGCAGAUCUUCGAUGCUAUCAAGAGCGAGGAUGACGAACUGCUAGCUCUGCUUGGCCGACCAUUGCCAUUACCAUCAAACACGGACAAUCUGUCAUCUAAGUCGCUCACUCGUGCGGUCUGGUCUUAUGUCGUUCAAAUGCAUCAGAAUAUGCAGCUCGCCUCGCACUUGUUCGAUUUCGGACAGGAGCCGCCCGGCCCUCAGGAUCUCAAUGCACCUCAAUCGGAAACAAAGCUUGGGUAUUCCAUUGAAGACUGGCACCGUUCUUAUGUUUUGAUCCGUUCGCACCAGAAGGCUUUCCACAACAGUAGCAGAGAAAGCAAAGCCGGCACAAAACAUUCCAAGGCAGCAAUUAUUCCGGCCUUUAUCAGCAAGGAUGAUAUCGAUGGUGUCCAAACCGAGACAGACAAGCAAACUGCACUGGUCAAAGACGAUGUGCAAAUGAGAAAGAUCGCCGAGAACGCUGAUGAAGUGGAUCUUUGGUAUCUGCAAGAUCUCAACAGCGACAGCGAUUCAGAGGAAGAGGAAGAGGAUCGUCAGAAGCGCAAAGACGAGGCGUUCGCUAGUCUUGAGGCAAAGCUGGGAAGUCGUGUAGGAAACGAAGCCACCAAAGGUCGCGCUAAGCUGGAGGAAGGUGAACUUAUGGCACAGUUGCAGCGAAUCGGAAAUCGUUGCAAGGUCAAGUACGAGCAACGGGUCGAAUCCGAAUCUACAACCCAGAUCAAUGAUCUCACCGACAAGUCACUUCUUGAAAGCGAGACCUUCGGAAACGACGAGACAGAAAAGGUCGAAAGCCGAGAAGAGUUUUGGGCGCGCAAUCGUCAACUCAACCGCGCUUACGCCCCCAGAACUGGAUACAAGAAGGCAUGCGCUCUGUUAAGAAUUGAUCCCGUCGACCCCCGUCUCAAGGGAUCCAACGUACAACUAACACCAUGGCAACCUGAGGCCGUGGUUUACAUGGAUAUGAUGGAACGCAGUAUUAUCCGAUCAUCAAUCAAUGCCGACGAUGUUGGUCUCGGAAAGACUGUCCAGGCUUUGAGCCACAUCACCUACCAGGCUAUGGUCACCAAAGCAGCUAUGAAAUCUUCGAAAAAGGUCAAAUGCAAGCCCACUCUGAUUUUGUACCCUUCCACCGCAUCCAAUGUGUGGACAAAGGAGCUUCGCAAGAGAUUCCCCAAUCUCACCUGGAUCCUUUUCCAGGGAAGUGAGUCUACAAACAAGAAACUGGAUCGCCCGCAUACCAUUGGUACCAAAGCAUCAGAUCUUGUGGAGCUUCUGGACAGCCUGGACGAAAAGAACCCAAAAACCGCAUCGACCGUCAUAUUGACAUCUCUUACCACCGCGCAGAGGAGACUGUUGACCUGGCAGAAGACUUCGACAUACUCAACCAAGAAAGGCAAGCAAAAGGCAGUCACUGUCUCUGAAACCACCGAGGACGACAACGAAGAUGAAGUGGGGGAGCUUGACGAUCAGACAAUCGAAUCCAUUCAGCUUUUCGAAGGUGUUCAUGACAGAUUUGCCAGGGUCAUUAUAGACGAAGCACACAAACUCAAGUCGUACAAGACUCUAAGUUUCCAACUGGUCAAGAAGAUAGGAGGCCCUAAAGUCAUGUUUACCGCGACACCGAUGAUCAACCGACCUAUCGAUCUUCAUGGCUUACUUUUGCUCGCCUGGGAACCAGAAUGGGCUCUGCCUGACCAGGAAAUCAUUACUCUGGAGGAAUAUCAAAAAGCCGACAAGGAAAUGCAAGAGUCUAUCACCGCUACAAACAUUCACGAGAAGGCCAAAGACUUCGCCUGGAUCCUAGAUCCCGAAUCUUAUGCCUACCAUGCCGGGGGCCAUGGAGAAAGUCAGAUGCCUGCACAUGUUGCUGCUAUCAUCCUCCCACCCAUCCUGCGCUUGAUUCAGUUUCGACGCACAAAGGCAGACUUUGUUCAAGACCACGGUCUGGAAGGAGAGCCGUACUUGAUCGGGUCGGAUCUCAAGGCUUUCAAGAUCAUCACCGUAGAGCUCACUCCUUCGCCCAGACAAGGUUACAUGAUCAAACAACUCAACAAGGAGUUGAUGCCCAUCUUGAUCAAAGGUGCGGAUCAGGAGACAAAGGAGGGCUAUCUGAACGGCUCCGUUUGUCAACGCUUCUUCCACGCCAAUGUUCACCCAUAUUCAGAGAGAAUAUACAAGCGCAAAGGAAAGAUCACAGCCAAGAUUGUCGACACCUGGUAUGAUCCUGGAGACCAAGGAGCGACAUUCUUCUACGAGAACACAAAACUCGAAGCAAACAACUCUGCUCCGAGAGACCGUGCAUCACUCAGUUGGAGUAUCGCGUACGAUUCGGCGAAGCUCCAAUUCCUAGCACGUGUUGUCCACCACGUUUGCUUCAUAAAGAAGAAGAAGUUGCUCAUAUUCGUGGACUGGCCUUUCAACCUCUGGCUUGUUCUCAUGUUUCUUGAGGGUGCCCUAGGCAUACCGUGCUUAACAAUUCAGGCCAGCCAUACCAACGUUGAGCGUGGUGAGAUUGAAACAAUGUUCAAUGACAGUGAUCAUGCGGCCAAGUGUCUCAUUGCCUCCAUCAGAACGACAGGAACCGCCUUGAACCUCCAAGAGCAGUGUGCCGAUACUGUAAUGCUGGAUUUGCCCGCAAAUGAGAACAUGAAGGUCCAGGCUCUAGGAAGGACUUAUCGCCUUGGUCAGCGCGAAGAGGUCACUAUGUGGAUUCUAACACUCAACGGUUCGUACGAUCAACUCCAACAGUCCAGAGCUGCUCGCAAAUUCGUCGCACAAAUUGCAGGUCAAUCCGGCUUGCAAGCUAGCCCCGAAAACCAGGAGGCAUAUCUUGCUGCAAGAAAAGUGAUUGGUCUUGGUUUGAAGGACCUCUGCUCAAGACAAGCAAACAACAAGGGUGAAUAUGACGACGAAGAAAAGGAGUACGUGAAGCGCAGAUUCGAAAACUCCCUUCUCUAUCCUGCUUGUCGCUCUUUGUACCGAGACCAGUUUGGCCUCCGCACUGAUCGUCAUUUCUGGCAUUCGAAAAAGGACCUCGAAGCCAAGGACUACCUUCCUGGAGAGGUCAAGUAUGGCGAGGCUUAUCAAGGAGUGGACAAGAAGUUUUCUGGAUAUCUGCAGCAGGCUUUGAACGAGGUCGGUAUCAUCGAAGCUGCCAAAGAGUUCUUCCGCCGUAAGGAGAAUGCUACCCUUGGUGAAGAAACCGCACAGUUCGGUCCUAUGCAAGCCGGACUCACAUUUGAUACCAUGUGGGCUGAAGAAGAAGAGCGCCUCGAUCAAAUCGCAGAAGAUUACAACAACAGCAAGAAGGCUCAACGCAAGCACGCCAGAGCAGUUCUGAAGUUCAACCAUGCUGAGAAUCUUAAACGUCUCAAGUCUAGCUUCAUCCCGGAUAGCGAUGAUGAGGACAGCGCAGACGAUGAUGAGGACGAUGAUGAGGACGAUGAUGAGGACGAUGAUGAGGACGAUGAUGAGGACGACGAUGAGGACGACGAUGAGGACGACGAUUUCGAGAGCCAGAUCGGUAGUCCAGAGCCAGAGGAAGAAUUCGUGACUCCUCCAGAGUCUGAAGAUCUGACUCAGCAGGGUCCUGAGCUGGACAUUGACUCUCAAGCACCCGACGAGCCUGCUCCCGAAAUUGCAAUCCCAGAGACAGAGGAUCGCAAGCGCUCCGCAACUGAACAGUUGGACGAGCCUGAACCCAAGAAGAUCAAGGUAGAACCGCACUCGCCCAUGGUGAAGUAUGGUUGGACAAAGGAGAAGGCCAUGGAGGUCGACGACUACGAAAACCCCGAUAUCCUCUCGGCUGCCUACGAAUCCAAGAUCCCCGACGACUACAACGAGGUAGACGGCAAGGUCAGGGAUCCGUCGGAUCUAUAAGUAAAGGACGUGGAGGUUUUGGCAUAUCAGAAGUCGCAUGGACAUGUGAAUACAGGCCCAUGGGAGC
Molecule: messenger RNA, 4447 nt
Organism: Aureobasidium pullulans EXF-150
Lineage: Eukaryota; Fungi; Ascomycota; Dothideomycetes; Dothideales; Saccotheciaceae
Exons: 4
Coding region: 1-4380 (1459 amino acids)
Molecular function (GO): ATP binding; ATP-dependent chromatin remodeler activity
Source: RefSeq, a predicted model, not a curated record